AUAUAAAAGAAAUAAAAAAAAUGUCAUGUUUUUCAUAGGGAUUGAGAAAUUGAGAUUUCCUGGACUCUUUCUCUCUCGGCCAUACAACUCCGGUCCGGCGUUGAUCUUCCCGACGUUCCGUCAUCUGAAGCAGAGAGUUCGAAAUCAGAGCAUCCAUGUCGCGAGAGAGGGCCAAGAAAGGUGUAUUACCUCCAGCACAGGAGUAUAUUGACAAAUUUGAGAAGAUGGUUAGAGAAGGUGAUUUCUAUGGAGCUCAGCAAAUGUAUAAGUCUAUUAGCGCAAGGUAUGCAUCAGCUGAUAGGGAUGCUGAAGCCUUGGAUGUUCUUCAUUCAGGAGCUUGCGUUCAGUUGGAACAUGAACAGGUUACUUGUGGAGCCGAGCUUGCAAAUUUGUUUACAGAGGCUCUUGUCAAAGGGAAAUAUCAAUAUGAUGAAACUACUCUGGAACGUCUCCGUACAAUUGUCAAGAAGUUUCCCCGGAUUCCUGUCCCACAAAACUUGGACAUGCCUGAUGAUGAUGACAUGCAGAAACUUUCUGAAGCUCUAGGAGCUGCAAAAACGCGAGUGGAAGUUGCCUCAUCAUUUCUAAAGGCUGCUAUUAAGUGGUCUGCAGAAUUUGGAGCUCAAAAGAAUGGAUCCCCUGAACUACAUGAUAUGCUAGCAGAAUACAUAUAUUCUGAAUCCCCUGAGGUGGACAUGAAUCGUGUAUCAUAUCAUUUUGUUCGUGGAAAAAGCCCUCAAGAGUUUGCAUCAACACUAGUUAAUUUUACUGAGAAGUGUUAUCCAGGUGAAGAUGAUUUAGCUAUUGCUCGAGCUGUUUUAAUGUAUUUAUCUCUUGGCAACUUGAGAGAUGCUAACUAUGUUAUGGAUGAGAUUGAAAAGCAAGUGAAGGACAAGGAACAAGACUUUAAUGACUCCGAACUAUUGCAUUUUGUCAAAUAUCUAUUGCUAACGUUAGAGAGGGAUGCUUUACCUCUGUUUAAUAUGCUGAGACAGAACUACAAGGCUCAAUUCGAUAGAGAACCUACAUUCUAUGAGUUGCUAGAUGAAAUUGCCACCAAGUUCUUUGGAGUUCAACGCAAAAACUCGCUGCAGGGCAUGUUUGGUGAUAUAUUCAAGAUGAUGGGUGGUGGAGAAGGGAUGUGAUGCAAUGAAAACUGAUGACGGUGUUUGUUUUCUGACUUUGAUAUAUUUAACAUUUCCCGUUUGUGCUUGUUUUGAAAUGUUCUUUGCUAGAUCAAAUUUUGAUUUCAGAAUGUGACAUAAUUUGAAAGUUACUAUUUAUUUAUAUUAUUUAUUUUGAUUUAGUAUU
Impatiens glandulifera is the source of this 1311-nucleotide messenger RNA. Its product is annotated as protein GET4. Bases 156 to 1145 code for a protein of 329 amino acids. Gene Ontology annotation, molecular function: protein binding. Gene Ontology annotation, cellular component: cytosol. Gene Ontology annotation, biological process: protein insertion into ER membrane. The record is from RefSeq and is a predicted model, not a curated record. NCBI's taxonomy places the organism in Eukaryota, Viridiplantae, Streptophyta, Magnoliopsida, Ericales, Balsaminaceae. The transcript is spliced from 13 exons.